AUGUCCAAGUCAGAUGCACUUCAACAUAACCUGCAAUUGAUUCAUGAUGAUCGGCAAAGCAGAGGCUGGCAGCUUGAGCCACCAGCCCCAGGCAGUCUAGCCGAAAUGGUUGACUUUGGGUCAAACGACACCUUGUCCUUAUCCUCUUCUGGCCUCUUGGGGAAGGAAUUUCUCAAGGAGCUUGCAAAGCAUCCUAACUUCAUCCUCGGUGGAAGGGCGUCUCGAUGGGGUGAAGGCUCAACUGACUACCUUUUCCAACUGGAAAAGCACAUUGCCGAGUUCCAUAAAGCAGACAGUGCUUUGUUCUUCAAUACUGGCUACGAAGCAAAUGUUGCUGUCUUUUCGACACUCGCGCAGCCGCAUGAUGUCGUGCUUUAUGAUAGCCUUGUCCAUGCAAGCAUCCGAGAAGGAAUCUAUAGGAGCCGUGCAACUGCUCUUCCUUUUGCCCACAACGACCUGGCAAGUCUACGCCAACGUUUGAUGGACAUCAGGAAUCAAUAUGAAGCAGUCAGAACGGGUCUUGCCUUAGUUUUUGUUGCACUGGAGUCUUUCUAUAGCAUGGACGGUGAUGUGGCGCCCGUUAAGGCAGUUAUCAGGGAGGUGAAAGAGCAGCUUCCACUUGGAAAUGCUGUAUUUGUGAUCGACGAGGCACAUUCGACGGGGUUGGUAGGCCCCCAGGGGUCAGGGCUUGUGUCUCAUCUGGGUCUGGAGAAAGACUUCUCUAUCCGAGUUCAUACCUUUGGCAAAGCACAUGGGGCUUCUGGUGCUGUUGUUCUGUCAAGGAGAGAGUGCAAGCAAGUCCUGCUCAGCUGCGUCCGUGGACUCAUUUUCUCCACUGCGCCGACCUUCACCACGCUGGCGGCAGUCAAGGUUGGGUAUAGAAUUUUAGCGAGUAUCGAAGGUGAAAGAAGACGAGAUCUCGUACAGUCGAACAUAAAUAUGUUCUAUAAUGCUGUCAGCGAGCAUGUAUUAUGGAAAAGCUGCCAGCACCUCGGCAUCAUCACUAUCCCGAUGAAGCCAACAACUGAUGGUCCCAAUUCUCCAAUUAUCCCCAUCAUAGCUCCCCACGGCGGAGCAGCAGAUCUGGGACAAUUUCUGAGCAAAGAAAGGAAUCGCGUUCUCGUUGUUCAUUUUCCCGUUGUGCCCAAGGACCAGGAGCGACUUCGGAUCAAUUUGCAUGCAGAUCAUACAUCUGACCAGAUCCUUUCACUCGUCGACCUGAUCAUCAAGUGGACUCAAUCGCGCCGAAAGGUUGGCAUGCCUCUGUCCCAUCUAUAA
Messenger RNA from Fusarium subglutinans, 1278 nucleotides. Its product is annotated as 8-amino-7-oxononanoate synthase. Bases 1 to 1278 code for a protein of 425 amino acids. Gene Ontology annotation, molecular function: pyridoxal phosphate binding. The transcript is spliced from 3 exons. The record is from RefSeq and is a predicted model, not a curated record. Gene Ontology annotation, biological process: biosynthetic process. NCBI's taxonomy places the organism in Eukaryota, Fungi, Ascomycota, Sordariomycetes, Hypocreales, Nectriaceae.